This is a messenger RNA of Rodentolepis nana, 207 nucleotides long. NCBI's taxonomy places the organism in Eukaryota, Metazoa, Platyhelminthes, Cestoda, Cyclophyllidea, Hymenolepididae. The record is from the annotation of a GenBank genome assembly.
AUGACGGAUCUUUACGUCAAAUGUGGGACUGUUUGCUUCAAUAAUUGUGUCAAUAACAUGACUGCUCGCAAACUGAGCGAUGAGGAAUUGAACUGUAUCACAAAAUGUACAGAAAAGUUUGCCAAGAUGAAUCAAAGGCUAUCCCUGCGGUUGCUUGAGUUAAAUCAAAUGGAAAUCGAAAAGCAGCAGCAGGGACAACAAAAGUAA